GACAUCUCCUCAUCUCCGGCAACCAUCGAUAAAAGCCUCCGGCGACAUCUCAUCAGCAAACAAAUCCAUUCUUCGCAGGCAGCAUCUCCAACUCCGACAAAGACCCAAUUUCGGAGGAAUUAUCGGAAGAAGUUUGGAAGGGAGGAAGAGAUGCCGGGGUUAACCUGUAACGCUUGCAAUAAGGAAUUUCAAGAUGAAAUUGAGCAGAAGCUCCAUUACAAAUCCGAAUGGCACCGUUACAACCUCAAGCGCAAGGUUGCUGGAGUUCCUGGCGUGACAGAAGAUCUAUAUUUAGCUAGACAGUCUGCACUUGCAGAAGAGAAGAAAAACUUAAAUGAAACUCCAAUGCUCUAUAGUUGUGGUCUUUGUGGCAAAAGUUAUAGAAGUUCCAAGGCACAUGCUCAGCAUCUAAAGUCUAAAAGUCACUCGCUACGAGCUUCCCAGGGAGUUGGAAAUCAUGAAGGUGCAAAUGCUAUUAUCAAACCUUUCCAACCGCGAGUUCCUAAUAAGCUUUCCCAAGACAAUGAGUUGGACGAUGAAGAAAGUGAAGAGAGUGAAUGGGAGGAGGUUGACCCAGAGGAAGACUUGAUGGGUGAGGCCACCGAUUCUCUGACGCAGCUAAAUAUGAAUGAGCAAAAUUCUAUGGAUGAGGAUGAAGGUAGCGAUCCAGAUCAGUUUUUGAAGGAGUUGGACCCAUCUUGUUGCUUUAUGUGUGACUUAGAGCAUGGUACAAUAGAAAGCUGCAUGGUUCACAUGCACAAGUGGCAUGGAUUUUAUAUACCUGAUGUUGAAUAUCUGAAGGACCCAAAAGGCCUGCUUACUUAUCUUGGCUUGAAGGUUAGAAGGGAUCAUAUGUGUCUAUAUUGCAAUGACAGAUGCCAUCCUUUUGGCAGUCUCGAAGCAGUUAGGAAGCACAUGGAAGCAAGAAGUCAUUGCAAAGUGCAUUAUGGUGAUGGAGGAGAUGAUGAGGAAGCAGAACUAGAAGAGUUUUACGAUUACAGCAGCAGUUACACUGACGCUGAUGGUAAGCAACUAGUUGUGGCAGAUGAUAGUCAAAACAGGAUUGAAUUUGGAAGUGGUGGAUCUGAGCUCAUAAUAACCCGGAGUAACAAAGGGGGAAUGUCAACAAGAGUACUUGGAUCAAGGGAAUUUCUACGAUACUACCGCCAGAAACCACGUCCAAUGCCUGCAACUGAUGUUGCUAUUACUGCUGCAUUAGCUUCACGGUAUAGGAGCAUGGGUCUGGCAACGGUGCAGUCAAGAGAGCAUAUUGUGAGGAUGAAGGUGUUGAAGGCCAUGAGUAGGUCUGGCGUGGAGGCUAUGCGUUCCAAGAUUGGCAUGAAGAGUAACGUCAUCCGCAACCUUCCCAAGAAUGUAACACAUUAGCGUUUCAGUAUGGUUUUACUGGUGAUACUACAAUGUUUUUCAGUUCUUAUACAUAGGAUGCUGCAAGACCACAUCGGUUGUGGCCUCAGUACUCUGAUGGUGUAGUGAUAUGUUGAAUGCUUAGGACAACCAAAAUGGAAUGCUUUUAUGAUGUUCUCCUCAUAAAGAGUUGGUAAAUUCACUAUUUGGAGUCCGAAACUGCCAUAAACAUCGUCGGAUAAAGCAUCUAAAGGCAAGAGCUGGAUAUCUUGCCAAUUUAGAUGCAGGAAUUUGAUUUGUGCCUUGUAUUUUUAUUUAAGAAAAUUCUAACUUGCAUGCCCCUGAUUUGGGCUAAACACAA
Messenger RNA from Coffea eugenioides, 1726 nucleotides. Its product is annotated as cytoplasmic 60S subunit biogenesis factor REI1 homolog 1-like. The record is from RefSeq and is a predicted model, not a curated record. Lineage: Eukaryota; Viridiplantae; Streptophyta; Magnoliopsida; Gentianales; Rubiaceae. Gene Ontology annotation, biological process: ribosomal large subunit biogenesis. Gene Ontology annotation, cellular component: preribosome, large subunit precursor. The transcript is spliced from 6 exons. Gene Ontology annotation, molecular function: nucleic acid binding; zinc ion binding. Bases 151 to 1386 code for a protein of 411 amino acids.